AUUCGACCUGGAUAACAGACACUGCGCAAUAAUCAGUGAAAUUAUUCAGCUUUUCAGUCUGUCUCCCUGAGAACAGCAAUUUGAUAGGAGCUUGCAAACUCACCGCGGAGGGGAGCAGGGGGAGCACAGAAGAGGGCAACUUAUUUGCAAUAGUUUUGUAAAAAAAUAUAUUUCAGCAGUGAACGGGAGGAAGGGGAAAGACGGGGUAAGGAAAGAGCUGCAUUUUGUGAAAUUAAUUGCACGUAAGUUUCAUUGAUCGUGUCUGCAAAAGGCUCCGAUUUCUCCGUUGUCUGUGAUGGACCUGCUCAAACAGCCAAGCUGCAAUUGUGUCUGUCUCAGGCGAGCACAGUGAGGGCGAGGGGAGGGCUGCGUUUUAUCCCGAAAGGAUAAAGGAACCUCAUCAAGAAACCUUCUAUUCCACCGCUGGAAGGGGAAGGCAGAGGAGGGAGGGUGGGAGAGAAGAAACAAAUCACACUCUCUGUGUCGCUCUCUGCAUCCCAACCAUGAGCCUGAGACAAUCUCUCCUUUGUGCACUUGUUUUUUGUGUAGGUACGUUAAGCUCUGUGUUUGCAAUGGCUGGAGAGGCAGUCACUGGCCUACUCAUGGCUGCUCCAGGGAAGGAGCUCACCACCAUGUCUUAUUUUUUGGACCUCACAUCAGCGGAUGUGGAAACAGUUGCGUUGUGGACCAAGGAUGGCAGGGUGGGCGGAUCAGUGGCCGAAAUAUCACCAGCGGGGGAAGGCUUCCAUGAAGAAUUUAGCAGCUCACCUGCCUGGAAUGGUGGAGUCCAUGAAGAGCCAAAACUUUCCUCAGACUCCAGUACACCUGACCCUCUGCCCAUUGCUGAAACUGUUGAAUCGGGUGAAAUCGGUGCAUUCGUUUCCUUACCACAGGCCUGGGUAUCUCCAAGCACCAGGUCCGGACCAUCAGGCCAGACUGGGGAGCAGGCAGUGACCUCCAGCUCACCAACUGGUGCCCUGAUCACUAGACCCGGCCUGGCAGCAGACAGCCCUGAUGGGGACUCCCCAGAUGACAGCACCCCAACGUCGGAAUCUGAUUCCGCUGAUCGAAGGGACAGCACUGAGGCUCUGACAUCUGCAACGAGCACACCAGACCUGCCAACUGCUGCCUCGGACUUUCCCACAACUGUUGCUACAUCCUACCCCUUGCUGCCAUCGUCCCCGUUCCCACCCAGCAGCACAGCGCUCAGCGGAUCGGUUGCCACAGUCACUGACUGGGAGGGGGCAGGUUCCACCGGGAUGGACCCUGAGCAUCCGCCUGGGCUAGAAGGUCCAUCAGCGGAGCCAGGGUCCACUCCAAAGGAUGCCUUUAGUACCAAACCCACCACAGCCAGGGAGGAACCUCUGGGCCCCAAACAGGUUAUUUGCAGAGACUGGAGCAAAUUAGCUGGAAGGAAUUACGUUAUCCUGAACAUGACUGAAAACACUGAAUGUGAAGUGUUUCGGACUCGGGAAGGAUUAAAGCUGCUGAAGCUGGUGGCACAGUCGUUCUCCAGGAAACUGAGCUCCCCUGCUGACUCGUGGCUGAUAUCGCUGAGCAAACCCAGUGAGGACGAGAAGCACCUCCUGAUGAUGCUGGCCAGCGAUCGAGGUACAAUACCAGCAAAGGAGGUGCUCAUGAUGCUGGGAGAGGUGAAGGAAAACCUGAAAGAGAUUGGGAUCCACAAUGUCACAUCUGCUACAGGUUGCCAAGGGAGACCCAGCCAUCCCCGUGGAGAUUAUGGGAAACUCUUUGUUGUGCUCGUUAUCAUUGGCUCAAUCUGCGCAGUGAUCAUCAUUUCAGGCCUCGUCUACAUCUGUUGGCAACGAAGACUUCCAAAAUUAAAGAACAUGUCUCAUGGCGAGGAACUCCAUUUUGUUGAGAAUGGUUGCCACGACAACCCAACCUUGGACAUAACCAUAGACAGCACUUCAGAGAUGCAGGAGAAGAAGCCCAGUGUGAAUGGCGAUGCAGUAGAAUGUUCCGGAGGCUGGACCACACUUAUCACCAAAGGGUCAAAAGAUGAGCCGGACAGUCUUGAAGAAGACACCCACCUUUAGGAACCUUCACCAUUUCUGAAUUAGUAUAGAGGAUAUAUUUUUUUUGAUGGACCCCUGUACUUUGCACAGAGGCAUCAUUGCUUCAUAAGGACUGACCUAAUGCUGCAUUCUAAUCCUACAAUAUUCCUCCGCUCUAUCACACCAUGAGUCCAUGGUUCAACAAAAAGAAAGCACUAAUAGUGAGCCAAUGGAAUUUGUUUGGUGCAUAUCUUGAGUGGAACCAUCUGAAAAUGAAAGUGACUGAUCACUUUAUACACGGGAAUAGCAGAGUAUUUCACAGACAUCAUUUAUUCCCUUUCGUGCCCCACAUUUGAGUCCAAUCCAUUGAAUGUAUUUAGAGCUCCUAAGCAUAACAUAUAGAUAGUUCUUUCCUAGAGUACAGUGCAGAAUCACUAGCGGCAUUUAGCACAAGUUCAUUAAAAGUCUACAGGGAUGACUGGGACAGCUAACAUUGGUGAAUCAUCGUUAGGGCUGAGGACACUUUAUUAAUGUUUAUGUUAAAAUAUAUAGGCCUGGGUUUUGUCAUUGUAAUCUCUCAAAGUGAAUGGAUUACCGUUGACAUGGCAAUUGGGACGUUUUGGUCAUUUUUAGCAAGUGUUUGGAGAGGUUUAUUCUGCUUCUUGGUGGAGUGAAAGAGUUUGUAGUUUACAGUGCAUCUGAGAAUCUUCCAAUUCUCUCUAUCCUCAUCCUUGGCAAAACACAAUGUUCAAAACAGAAGAACAACAAGAAAGGUGUGCUGUCAUAGUAGCAGCUUAUUUGGAAGGCAGUUGAGGUGAUUCAAUGGGAUUCAAUGUCCCUCCUUAAUUGCCUUUUAACAGAGGUCACCCAACCACAAGACUUAUAGCAAUGAUGUGAUAGAAUACACAUGAAAAGUAUACACAGUAAGUAGUAGUGGUCUUUUGAAAAAAGCCAUAGUUUCUAAAGUCCAUUAAACUUCAGCUUUUAUGAUGUAAGUAGCUGUCUUAGGUAUUGGAAUUCUCAAUCUGUCUGAUUUAGCUUUUAACUAAAAUGGUAUGAUGGAUGGAGUUGUAGUGCAAGGCACAUUAGAAUGUUUGGACAUGGGCUUCAUGCACCAGCUCACUUUCACCCCAAAUUUGGACAAAUCAUUCUUGUUCAUUUGUUACUAUAGAACUUGAAUACUGCUGAGAAAAGACAUGUUCUGUUAAAGCUUUUCAUCUUGCAUUCAUCAGGACAAUACUAAAAUGAAUGGAAAACAAUAUUUGCACUUAUAAGAGGAGAGUGCUAAUUGGAUAGCAAGUGGAAUGUAGUGACAAUGGGUGACAGCCAUUCCCUGGUCCAUUUCUCCAGGCAAUGCCCUGAACAAUCAAAGUUAAUCUGUCUGGUUUAAAAUUUAAACAAAACUUGGCUGUUAACUGUCAGCAACAUUAACUGGUGCAUACUCCAUGGCAUUGCCUGUAUCUAUCAAAGUCCACUUACUAACCAAUUAGCACUGUCCUCUCAUACAGUAUCAAUGUGGUUAAAUGUCAUUUCUCUCCACAGAUGCUGUCAGACCUGCUGAGCUUUUCCAGAAAUUUCUGUUUUAAUUUCCGAUUUCCAGCAU
Chiloscyllium plagiosum (whitespotted bambooshark) is the source of this 3621-nucleotide messenger RNA. RefSeq names its product podocalyxin-like 2 (gene podxl2). Gene Ontology annotation, biological process: leukocyte tethering or rolling. Lineage: Eukaryota; Metazoa; Chordata; Chondrichthyes; Orectolobiformes; Hemiscylliidae. The record is from RefSeq and is a predicted model, not a curated record.